ACCUCACCUGCAUUUAGGAAGAGCUUCCGCUGUUCCUUUGAAGAGACAUGUGAUGCUUGAUAUUAUUCAGAUAGCAUUAUUAUUGCUGUUGACUUGUUUGUAUGCAUGCAUGGGGGAAAAUAAAACAGGCUAAAAUAAUUAAAAUUUUUGAAAUUGAUACACCUGUUUCCUUACGUUCCCCACUCCGCGGGCACAUGCAUGUUUACAUUGGUCUACGGUAAGUUACACUGCGGCUGCUAAGCGCGAGUGGAUUUUACCCCAACACUGAGAGAAAAUGACGUGAGAUUCAGCCUUGGAGACAACCGAUCUUUUGCACAGGACGCAUAGAAUGGCAACCAAGGUGAUCUAUUUCACCGUUGCCGGGAAAGAAGAACAGGCAGAAUUCCGAAGCACGGAUAACCAAGACGAUGUCAGAGAUAUAUUCCGCGCUGCGGCUGAGGCGGGUCCUCACGACAUUCUCAAACUGUACAACACCAAAGGCAACCUAAUUAAUAUCUCCUCAAAGCUUGAACAGAAUACUCCCGAAUCCCGCUACAAGUUGGAUGUGGUUGCCGCCCAAUGUACGGAUUCCUCCAUAGCAGAACAGCUUGGCUUUAACAUUCACAAUGUGGAAUCCAGACUUCAGAAUUUGGAAAAGAAAAUACUGGUGGACAAAGGAGACACCCCUUCCCUUGUAUAUGAUAUUAGGCACAAAGUGGAAGAAUUUAGGGAAAGAUUAGAGCAUGUAGACCAUUUAAGCUGGCUCGGUCUUUCAAAAGACAUCUCUGUGAAGACGUCCCUCAAGCCAUUUUGGGACAAAAAUAACUCACCAAAGCAAAAUGACGCACAUUAUAAGAGGAUUUUUGAGAAAUUUAAAAAGAUGAGCACUGUUCAGGUAACGGAUGAAGUGAGAGAUUAUCUGAAAAAGCCGACAUUCGAUAACUGGCAGUGGGACGAUGCAGAAAUGCUGAUAUUAUUGCAGCAGAUGUACAUAGAUCUGGGGUUCCUCACAAAGUUCAACAUAGAGCUCUCAGUGCUGCAGCAUUGGCUGUUUGAGGUGUACCGCCAUUACAAUCCCGUUCCCUUUCACAACUUCAAACAUUGUUUCAUGGUGGCUCAAAUGAUGUAUGGAAUGACCUGGUUAAUAGAUCUGUCCAGCUACAUUGAUGAUUUAGAAGUCUUAGUCCUCAUUACCUCAGCUAUAUGUCAUGAUCUGGGGCAUCCAGGGUAUAAUAAUGCCUACCAGAUCAAUGCAAGAACAGAGCUGGCUCUGCGCUACAAUGAUAUCUCUCCUCUGGAAAACCACCACUGUUCUGUUGCCUUCGAGAUUCUGGAGAAGAACAAUGCAAAUAUAUUCAGGAAUGUACCAGUCGACACAUUUAAAAGAAUCAGGGAAGGCAUGAUCAAGUGCAUUCUAGCCACAGAUAUGGCCAAACACUCUGAGAUUGUCAACAAUUUCAAGUCACUCAUACCAAACUUUGAUUUUAAGAACAAAGAACACAAAUCUCUGCUAAUGAUGAUCCUGAUUAAGGUGGCAGAUAUUUCAAAUGAGGCACGUCCACUGGAGGUGGCAGAACCUUGGCUGGACUGUCUCCUUACAGAGUUCUUCACACAGAGUGAUGUGGAGAAGCUGGAAGGAUUGCCCGUUGCUCCUUUUAUGGACCGGGAAAAAGUCACCAAAUCAUCGUCUCAGAUGGGCUUUAUCAAAUAUGUUCUUCUUCCUCUUUUCGAAGCUCUGGGAGAAUUAUUUCCAUGUAUAGAGGAGCAGAUUAUAGAACCUGUUCGUAUAGGUCUGAAGUACUACACAGACAUGCACAGCGCACAACAGGAAGAACUAAUUAAGAGGCGGGGUAGCCGGGAACUCACUGGAGAACUCACAGACGAACUCAGGUCUGCGUUAGACAUGCCAAAGAUUGAAGAGACAGAAAUUGCUUCCCCGGCAGGUGCCAGUUAUAGUAAACCAGAGAACGGAAAAAUCAAAUCCUGAUACUGUUUAUGUUGUUGGCAUGAAAUUGGGGGAAUAAUUAUUUGCCAAAAAGGUUGAAGUAAGCAAUCAACCAAUGUAUAUUAUUGCAAACUGAUUGAAGAACAACAUUAUUUGCCCAAAAAAGGCAAAAGCAGCAGACCAACAGUGAGUUAUAUUCGCUGAAAAAAAAAAAGAAAAACAAAGCAAAAAUGGCUUUUUAUGGAGAGUGAAAAUGUUAAAAUCAUUUGAACAAAUGAGUAGGUGACCAAGAAGCAGCAGUGUCCUCUUUUUAUAUGCUGCAGUAUGCUAGCCAGUUUAGAAACUUGAGAUGUAUCCAUAGAUACCAGCAACUUAUUUUUAAGAAAGAAGUUGGGACACAAGGGUUUGCUUGUAAAAUCUUGGUUGUUAUAUCGAGGGAAAGGAACAAUUCUUUCACCAAGUUACAUUUCACUGCCGAAGGAAGCGGGUAAUGAUGGACAAAAAAAUGUCUCCUCACCAUUCAAACUGAAAUUAAAUGUAGAGAUGUUUGCGUGAUGAACAGUGUAACUGGCCCCAGCUUCACAAAAAAACUUGUCUAAGAACUUAAUUACCAUGGUUACAUGGUCACAUGGGCACAUCUUACCCUAUCAGGAGUAGUGUAA
This is a messenger RNA of Lingula anatina, 2586 nucleotides long. RefSeq names its product high affinity cGMP-specific 3',5'-cyclic phosphodiesterase 9A-like. NCBI's taxonomy places the organism in Eukaryota, Metazoa, Brachiopoda, Lingulata, Lingulida, Lingulidae. Gene Ontology annotation, molecular function: 3',5'-cyclic-nucleotide phosphodiesterase activity. The record is from RefSeq and is a predicted model, not a curated record. Gene Ontology annotation, biological process: signal transduction.